UGCUGAAAAUAAAAUAGCAACAUUAUAAUUGUACUGAUGCCCUGGUUUAGGGUCUAGGCUGUGAGGUAUCUAUCUGUUGCUUUUGCCUGAAGAGAACAUGGCGCUGUGAAGUUUGAGAGGUUAAUCAUUUUUAUUGUCGCUUGGCAGACUAUGCAGCAAUGUGUUAACUGAUUGAUACAGAUUACCAUACACCUACCGAUCCUGAGAAAUUAUUCACAUAUUCACCAAGUUUUGGGAACCCAGAUAACAACCAGCUACAGAAUGAGUGAUCCAUCAGUAAAGAGGAUAGUGAGCGACAUCAUCCGGUCCCCAGAAGACAAGCGUUUGUAUCGCGGACUGGAGUUUGCUAAUGGCAUCCAGGCUAUUCUCAUCAGUGACCCCACCACAGACAAGUCUUCAGCCGCACUUGAUGUACAUAUAGGUUCAUUAUCUGACCCUCACAACAUUUCUGGUAUAGCCCAUUUCUGUGAGCACAUGCUGUUCUUGGGAACAGAGAAGUACCCCAAGGAGAAUGAGUACAGCCAAUUCCUCAGUGAGCAUGCUGGGAGCUCCAAUGCUUUCACCAGCGGAGAGCACACAAACUACUACUUUGAUGUGUCUCAUGAACACUUGGCAGGUGCACUGGACAGGUUCGCUCAGUUUUUUUUGUGCCCCCUCUUUGACGAGAGCUGCAAAGACAGAGAAGUGAAUGCGGUGGACUCGGAGCACGAGAAGAACCUGAUGAACGAUGCCUGGAGAUUGUUUCAGCUGGAGAAGGCUACAGGCAACCCCAAUCAUCCCUUCAGCAAAUUUGGAACAGGAAACAAGCUGACCUUGGAAACUCGGCCAUCGAAAGAGGGUAUAGACAUCCGUCAGGAGCUUCUGAAGUUCCACUCAAACUCCUAUUCCUCAAAUCUCAUGGCUUUGUGUGUGCUCGGGAGAGAGUCCCUGGAUGACUUGACCAGCAUGGUUGUGAAGCUGUUUUCAGAGGUAGAGAACAAAAAUGUCCCGGUUCCUGAGUUUCCAGAGCACCCUUUCCAAGAGGAGCACCUCAGACAAUUUUAUAAAGUGGUGCCUAUUAAGGAUAUCCGAAACCUGUAUGUCACAUUCCCCAUCCCGGACCUUCAGAAGCAUUACAAAUCAAACCCGGGGCACUAUCUGGGUCAUCUCAUUGGACAUGAAGGACCUGGGAGCCUGCUGUCGGAGCUCAAAUCCAAAGGCUGGGUAAAUACCCUUGUUGGGGGUCAGAAAGAAGGGGCAAAGGGAUUCAUGUUUUUCAUCAUCAACGUAGACCUGACUGAGGAAGGACUUUUACAUGUUGAAGAUAUCAUUUUUCACAUGUUUCAGUACAUACAGAAGUUGCGCACUGAAGGACCUCAAGAGUGGGUUUUCCAGGAAUGCAAGGAUUUGAAUACUGUGGCAUUUAGGUUUAAAGAUAAAGAGCGCCCUCGUGGUUACACUUCAAAAGUAGCUGGGAUGUUGCACUAUUAUCCUCUUGAGGAGGUGCUUGCUGCAGAGUACCUGCUGGAAGACUUCAGGCCUGACCUCAUUGAAAUGGUGCUGGAUAAACUGAGACCAGAGAACAUGAGGGUGGCAGUAGUUUCUAAAUCAUUUGAAGGACAAACUGAUAAGACAGAAGAAUGGUACGGGACACAGUACAAGCAGGAAGCUCUUCCAGAAGAGACCAUCAAGAAAUGGCAAAAUGCUGACAUCAAUGGAAAGUUUAAGCUCCCCAUGAAGAAUGAAUUUAUCCCUACGAACUUUGAAAUUUAUCCCCUGGAAAAGGAUGCUCCUUCAUCCCCUUCUCUUAUAAAGGACACUGCUAUGAGCAAAGUGUGGUUUAAACAGGAUGACAAAUUCUUCCUGCCAAAAGCUUGCCUCAACUUUGAAUUUUUCAGCCCAUUUGCUUAUGUGGAUCCAUUGCAUUGUAACAUGGCCUAUUUGUACCUUGAGCUCCUCAAAGAUUCUCUCAACGAGUAUGCAUAUGCAGCAGAGUUAGCUGGCUUGAGCUAUGACCUUCAAAAUACCAUCUAUGGGAUGUAUCUCUCUGUUAAGGGCUAUAAUGACAAGCAGCACAUUCUGCUGAAGAAGAUCGUUGAGAAAAUGGCCACCUUCGAGAUUGACGAGAGGAGAUUUGACAUCAUUAAGGAAGCGUACAUGAGAUCCUUAAACAACUUCCGGGCUGAGCAACCACACCAGCACGCCAUGUAUUACUUGAGACUGUUAAUGACAGAGGUGGCCUGGACCAAAGAUGAACUCAAGGAGGCUCUGGAUGAUGUCACUCUUCCUCGCCUAAAGGCCUUCAUACCUCAGCUGUUGUCACGGUUACACAUUGAAGCACUUCUCCAUGGAAAUAUAACAAAACAGGCAGCUCUAGGUAUGAUGCAGAUGGUUGAAGACAAGCUUAUUGAGCAUGCCCACAUCAAGCCACUGCUCCCAAGCCAGCUGAUUCGGUACAGAGAGGUUCAAGUUCCUGACGGGGGUUGGUUUGUUUACCAGCAGAGAAACGAGGUUCAUAAUAACUGCGGGAUUGAGAUUUACUACCAGACUGACAUGCAGAACACCCAUGAGAACAUGCUGCUGGAGCUCUUCUGUCAGAUCAUCUCGGAGCCUUGCUUCAACACCCUGCGCACCAAGGAGCAGCUGGGGUACAUUGUGUUCAGCGGACCCCGGAGAGCGAAUGGUGUCCAGGGCCUGCGCUUUAUUAUCCAGUCGGAGAAGGCGCCUCACUACCUGGAGAGCAGAGUGGAGGCUUUCCUGAAGACCAUGGAGAAGAGCAUUGAUGAGAUGCUGGACGAGGCUUUCCAGAAACACAUCCAGGCUCUGGCGAUCCGCCGGCUGGACAAGCCCAAGAAACUGGGAGCGGAGUGUGCCAAGUACUGGGGGGAGAUCAUCUCACAGCAGUACAACUUCGACAGAGAUAACACUGAAGUUGCAUAUCUAAAAACACUGACCAAAGAAAACGUAAUGCAGUUCUACAGGGACAUGCUUGCAGUGGAUGCUCCCAAAAGACACAAGGUGUCAGUGCACGUCCUGUCCAGGGAAAUGGAUUCAUGCCCUGUGGUUGGUGAAUUCCCAAGUCAAAAUGAUGUCAAUCUAGCACCAGCACCAUCCCUGCCUCAGCCUAUUGUGGUUCAAAACAUGACAGAGUUCAAGAGGAGCCUACCACUCUUCCCACUGGCCAAACCCCACAUCAACUUCAUGGCUGCAAAACUGUGAGGGAAAGCAGGAGACAAGCUCACCUGGAGGGAGAGAGAAAGGGGGGGAUCCAGCUACAAGCAGUGGACUGUCUGGGCUAUAAUAAUGAAUAUAUGUGUGUGUGUGUGUGAGUGAAGAGUUGAGCACUGUUCAUUAUCAUAGCUCUCUGAGGUUUAUAGAUCAUGCAACAUUUUCUUUAUUUUAAUAAAAGUAUACAUUGUAAAGUAGGGUGCUCAACAACCUUUAAGCAUAAAGCUGAUAUACAGUUUGAGGUGUCUUGCGCGAGUGUAUUUUAAGUUUUAAACAUGUUCUGUGGAAAGCUGUUUUAGUACAAAUAACAUCGAUUUUAGUGCUGUGGCGGUAUUGUGAGGUUUAAAAAUAAGUGUCUAGGGAAAACCUGUAUACUUUUACAUUUCUGAAAUGCUGAAAAUGUUGAAUGAUGCUUUUAUUAGUCACAACGUGGGUGGAAAGCAUGGCAACUGAAGGUUUAUCAAACUCAAAGCCACUUUAUUUUGUAAAUUAAAGUCCUGCAACACACUAAUGUAGAAAAUAGGUCUUAUUGAUAGAACAUCAGCCUUAUAUGAAAUAUAUUACAGAGUUUUAUUCUUUGUACAAGUUUUGGACUUUGACAUUUUUAUUUAAACUUGUAAAAUGUUGGUACCAUUUGAGCAGCUCGUUUUUAAAUUGUGCUUCUCGGAUGAUCUGCAGAUACAUGUUCAGUACCUUUUUAGGUUUUUCCAUAUCAUUUUUUUUUCUUCUCAGCAAAUGCUUUUUACAGUUUUCUAUUGUCAGAGCACCUUCUCAGGGCUCCUUAUUUGGUUUCAAUUUGUUUUAUUCUUUAAAAAUAAUAAAAUCUCUUAAUUUAAACCAUUUUGGUUGAUGCUACUUGUUUUUAAAACUUUUUUUUUUGUUUAAGUUAAAUGAUAUGAAGUAUAACUUUUUACCAAAUGACUGAGUAGAUUCUAGCGUUACACCAAGUUAAAUAGUUAUUGUAGCAUAUUCCAUUUAAAAUGUUUUAUCCUACUUUUCAGUUUAAAUUACUACAAGUUUUACAAUUCCCUCAACUUUUAAACUAAACGGCAUCCAGCAGUGCAUUUGUUUAAUAUGUUCUUUAUUACAUUAAAUAGAAAUACAGUAUUAUGUAUUGAUUCCUAAAUGUGGAGCACUGUUUCUGGCAAUUUUCAUUACACAAUUUUUAAAUGUAUUACGGAAUUUGUCAGUCUCGUUUUAGCAAGUGUAUCAAUUAUUACAAGGGAGUCUACAAUAAGCCAAUAAAACUCAGUAGAGGUGGUUUAAUUUUUAUUACUAUGGUUUAAGAAAACCAGAGGCUGUUUGCCACUAUUGCACUAGAAACACCUGCAACACAGCUAACGGUGUAGGGCCUCUGAGCAGUCAGGACUGUGCUGUUUCAAUGUCAAAGGGUUUUUCUGUAGGUAUGUGUGACUUCAUCAAUGAUAACUUUUACUAUAGGGAGCAGACUUUAAUGCAGGGUAGUUCAGUGUAUUUUUCUUUUAGCCCAUUCCCUCAGUCUGCCAUAGAAUCAACGAAUACACCAGCACAGUGUCCAUUUCUCAGGGGUCAUGGAAAACUGCAAACCCAAAUUUAUUUAAAAAGGAAUUUUAGUUUCCCGUUGGAACUAACUUGCAUGAUCAUGUAACCUGUUUCAGGCCAGUCCUACCUAUUAUGCUGCAUUUUCUACAGCCUUUACCAGGCAAAACGACAAAGUUUAACUGCAAAAUUAAAUCCCAAAUGUUCUCAUUCCAUUGCUUCCAGAAGAACAAAAGCUUUCUGAUGACGUUCCAGCAUUUUACUAAGUUUAGCAACUUUGGCAUAGCUACCACUUUGUAGUGACUCAGGCAUAUCCAUUGAUUCUUAGGAUCAAUCCAAAGGUGCAGCAUCUCUUUAGCAAUAAGAGCCUACAGAAGCUUCUCUGGAACCUGUUAUUCACACAUACUGCUUUUGAAUAGGAAAAUGCAUUUGUGCUUGUUUUUAAAUAAGUGACAUGUUUGUUUACAUUGAUAACUGAUUUGUAUCAAGUGUUUUUUUGUUUGUUUUGAUGUGAACGGCCAGUAUGACAGAGUGCACUUUUUUGGGGUAUAAAAUAAAACAUUAUGUAACUUGA
Acipenser ruthenus (sterlet) is the source of this 5299-nucleotide messenger RNA. Its product is annotated as insulin-degrading enzyme. The record is from RefSeq and is a predicted model, not a curated record. The transcript is spliced from 25 exons. NCBI's taxonomy places the organism in Eukaryota, Metazoa, Chordata, Actinopteri, Acipenseriformes, Acipenseridae. Bases 262 to 3198 code for a protein of 978 amino acids. Gene Ontology annotation, biological process: peptide catabolic process. Gene Ontology annotation, molecular function: metalloendopeptidase activity; metal ion binding. Gene Ontology annotation, cellular component: cytosol; peroxisomal matrix; mitochondrion.